UGUGGGACCGCGGCCGGGACGGAGCUCCCUGCGCGCCCCCCCGGGGGCCGGGAGCGGCCGGAGGCGGCGCGGAGCUCAGCCGCUCGGCCCAGCAGCUCCGCGCACCCGGCGGCGACGGCGGUGCAGCCUGGGGCGUUCGGGCAGCCUCCGAGCCCAUGGCGGGGAGCGACGUGGACAGCGAGGGCCCCGCACCGAGGGGCUGCGCGGCGCGGCGUCCGGGUGCCCCUGGCGGGCCAGGAAGCGAGGCGGCCGCCGACUGCCCCGAGCCGCUGUCCACUGCUGAAGCGCCGGCCGAGAGUGCCACGCUGCCCGCCUGGAUGCGCCUCUACUUCUACGGAAUGCACGGGAUCACCCUGGACGUGCUGGUGUCCUCGGCCCGGCGCUUCGCUCGCAGCCCGGACCUGCGCAUGCUAGGCUUCUCCUCGCCCUACCGCUGCGUGCUGCACUCGCUCACCCAUUUCGCCCUGGAGAAGGUCUACCUGCAGCAGCGGCGCUGUCCCAGCGCCUUCGUCUUCAAUUUCCUCCUCUACCCCUCGGCCCACGUGGGGCUGCAGACCCUAGCGGGCCAAGCGCUCCUGCUCAGCCUGGGCGGCGGGCCGGGGGGCGCGGCGGCUCCAGGGGCGCUGGACCUGGCGCUGCAGUACGUGCUGGCGCUCUACCACUGCCAAGUGUUCCUGAAGCGCUUCCUGCGCCUGCGGUACGGGCUGCAGAGGCGGCAGCAGCAGCAGCAGCAGUGGAGGGGCGCGCUCCCCGCCCCUCCUGGCGCCCGGGUCCCUACCGCGUCCGGAGCCCGGCGGCGACGACCCCGUGGCCCCAGGGGCGCCGCGGGAGCCCCCAGCCAGGGGCUGCCCGACCUACUUCGCUUUCUUUUCUUCGGAAUGCAUGGCUUUCUGGAUGAGAUCUUCUUCACCUUCUUCUUUAACGUACUUGGGCAGGGGGACGGGACCACCAGCGGCCACACGUCGCUCUGGUCCUUCCUUAUGUACGGCAGCUGCAGUUUCGUGGUGGAAAAGCUCUACUUCCAUCUCCACUACAGCCGCGGCUGGGGCACUUGGAAGCGGGUGCCCAUCUACGUGAUCUUUAUCUAUGUGUGGGAGCUGUCCUGGGGUCUGGGGCUUCGCACGUGCGGGGCUUGUUCCUGGGACUAUUCUCACUACCCGCUCAAUUUCAUGGGCCUCAUCACCCUGAUGUAUUUACCUGGCUGGAUAUUCCUUAGUGUGUACCAGGACCUACUUUCUAACGUGUUGUGGAGGGUGCAGUACGUACCAACUAACUAAAACCAAAAAAAAAAAANAAAAAAAAAAAAGAAAAAAAGAAAGAAAAGAAAGAAGAAAGAAAGAAAAGAGAAAAUCACUGGAUUCCCAGGAAUGAAUGAGAUUUAUUUUUACACAUUUAAAAUGAAGUGGGAUUUUUAGUCCUUUAAUUUUUAUACGCUUUACUAAACUCUUCCAAAAUGUUUUAUUCCACCUUUUAGUUUUUCUAUUUGAAACCCAUAUAUACUUUGAAACAUUACUCAAAACAUAAUUUAAAGUACUUAAAUGUUUUAAAACGUUUACAAGCCCGAAUAGUAAAACCGUUAUACCUUAACAUCAGAAUGGUUUAGUAGUUUUUACCUAUCUGGCCAUAGAUGAGUGAUAGCUACUAAUUUGGGAGGCUGGAGGGGGAGAUGUUUAAAUCAAAGACCAGUGAUUUUUACAAGAUUUGGCUAAAUUUUCUGAUUCGAUGAUUUGUUUACUUUCUUUUUAAUCUAAUUUCAUUUUAAUUCCUUGCCGUAUUUACCAAUGACUGAAGAAACUUAACGUCUUGUACUCUUGAAACUACAGUUAAUAGCUCUUAAAGUGCCUCCGUCUAGCACACAAGUGAAAGAGGCUGAAAAAUGUGAAAGCACGUCCUAUGAACAGAUUUUUAAAUGAGAGAUAUUUUCUAGCAACUCAGACAGCUGACACUGUGUUAAGAUAUUUGAUCUCCAUCCUGGAAAUGAUUGCUUUCCAAUGUGGGUAAGCCUUAAACACCAGGUGUGUUAACGUUGAUCAGAUCCUGUGUUAUCUAUGGCUGUAAAUUUUUGUUACUGUGCAAUAAUGCAAAAUGUUUACCUUACAUAGCCAAGGGCCAAGUGAAAUUAUAUCACCUUCCACAGUGUUCUAACUCCAAGGACCCUUUUCUACAUGGAACUUCAAGGGCAGAAACAUUACCUUUGAAUAAAAUGAACCUGAAUGUUCACUCUAAUUA
This is a messenger RNA of Cebus imitator (Panamanian white-faced capuchin), 2229 nucleotides long. It is a transcript of the gene TMEM229A, whose product is annotated as transmembrane protein 229A. The transcript has a single exon. The record is from RefSeq and is a predicted model, not a curated record. Lineage: Eukaryota; Metazoa; Chordata; Mammalia; Primates; Cebidae. The coding region runs from base 156 to 1277 and encodes 373 amino acids.